Molecule: messenger RNA, 3282 nt
Organism: Rodentolepis nana
Lineage: Eukaryota; Metazoa; Platyhelminthes; Cestoda; Cyclophyllidea; Hymenolepididae
Source: the annotation of a GenBank genome assembly
AUGCCAACAUUAUUGCCGAAUCCGCACUUUCUCUACCUUUUUCUUUCAGUCUGGUUUCUCUUCAUUUCGAGUGGAAAAUUCAUUGAUCUGACAUUCCAUGUUAUCGAGCAUCCAGAACCUAGCAGUUUGAUUGGAAAUAUAAUUCAGUCUAUCGCUUUACCCAAGUCAGAGGUUCAAUCGAUGUCUGUUGAAUCACCCCCUCAGGCAGAAUGGAAUACCCUUGUAAAUAUUGACUCUUCCACUGGUGAUAUUUGGACAUCCCCUGAAAGUCGAAGUACCCUUGAUCGAGAGACUCUUUGUCCACUGACCUCCAAAGGUGAACGAAUUCAUGAUUGUAAAAUUUCGUUCUUGAUAUCAAUUAAUAAGAAAAUUCUGGUUACUCUUCAUCUUAUUAUUGAUGAUCUAAAUGAUUCGCCGCCAGUAUUCUUUUACAACGGUCAGAUUAUGAAGGAAUUUACUGUGAGUUUUUCAGAAAUGGCAACAGUUGGGGAAACUACCGCUAAUCUUCCUAUUGCCAUUGACCCAGAUUUGAAAUCAGCAACAUCUUCUGUAAAUUAUCAUAUUAUUGGUGAGAAUCUUCCUUUCAUACUUCUACAAAGUGGAAGCAUUCCACAAAUUCGCCUCUCGGACCCACUAGAUUAUGAACGAGAUCCGAUGUACACAUUCUUUCUUCAAGCCUGCAAGAACCAAAGAUUUGAGCACAUGUGUUCUUCUAUUCAUGUCACCGUAAAUGUUGAAAAUGUAAAUGAUCACAUGCCAAUUUUCUUGAAUUCAACCUACAAUGCUGUUAUUAAUGAAGAUACCCCUGUCGGAUCAGUCGUUCUUGUUGUUGAAGCGCUCGAUGCCGAUGAACCUCCAUUUAGAAAUGUCUCUUAUUCCCUUGUGAUUGACAAACGGAACGCCGAAACAUUCCCGUUUGCUGUGGAUGAGCAAAAUGGGCAAAUAUUUCUCAGAUUUCCAAAUCUGCAGCCAAAGAAAUACUCAUUCAUUGUUGAGGCCACUGAUGAUUCAAACACCAACACGAGAUCUACUGCACUUGUCAACAUUUUUGUUGCCGAUGUUAAUGAUCAUAAACCAGUAAUUGAGAUGAAACCUUUUAGCAACUCCUCAUCAACCGUUUAUGCUACUGUUGGAGGUGGUUUCGUUGUUGAAUUACAAGAAGAGGUAAUAGAGCCUGCGGUUUUAGCUUAUCUUACGGUUACUGACUUUGACGAAGGUUCAAACGCGUUAUGCACGUGUCAUCUCAAAGAUUCUCCAUUUUCGAGUGCCUUUGAGCUGAAAAAAGUGAAUCAGCUUUCACCACAAAUGACUGUCUACCGAUUAGUUUCUUCUAAAGCACUUGACGCUGAGGAUUCUUUAUUAGUGAAGCAUCUAAUCGAACCGAUUGAAUCUGAGCGAUGUAAAGGUAUUGCAGGAUUUCUUGCCCUGGUAAUAACAUGUUCUGAUUCUGGUGAUAAACCCCUUCACAAUGAAGCUACAGUCUAUGUCGCUCUACGCGGAAUCGAAGAGUUUCCUACAGAGUUCGUAUUCCCUGAUCCAAUUGGAGUUUACAGACUAUCUGUAGAGGAGAACACAAAACCUGGGACCAAGCUAAUGGAGAUAGCUGUCACUGAUAAGGACACAGGAAGUUGUACUCAAAUGUCCAUUGCUGAUACUGAUCAGGUUCUAAUUGAAUCUGAUAGUGGUGCUCUGGUACUUAUUUCACCUCUUGAUUAUGAAAAGGCAAGUUCGUUUAAAUUCAUCGUAACUGCAAGCGAAAAGAAUGAUUACAAUCCUUCCCGUACUACAGCCACAGCUACCGUUGUUGUAGAACUAAUUAAUGUUAAUGAUAAUAAACCUCGACUAGUGUCUCUAAAGAGCAUCGACGAUAAACAAUGUCAAAAGAUGAUCACAGCAAUAAUGGAGCAUGAUAACCAAGUCCAAGAAUGCUUCUCACUGGAUGUUGUGGAGGAGAUAGAACUUGGAUUUUUCAUUAACCAUCUCGAAGCGUUUGAUGCAGAUACACCAAAUUUAACUCAAGGAUUCACUUUCUCACUAGUGGGUGCUUAUGUUCCGAUCAAAUCACAGAAGGUUGACAGGCUAUCUGUCUCUCCCUUACAGGUUACGACUAACGGUGAUUUGAUUGUUUCAGGUCGAUUGGAUAGAGAGCAAUUCAGUUGGGUGGAUUUAUUGAUAUCUGUCUCUGAUGGGGAGGAAAAAUCGGUCUCCCUGCUACAUAUGAAACUGUUAGAUAUUAAUGAUAACGCACCCGUUUGGCAGUUCCCAUCCCCUACCGACUACCACAUUUCCGUGAGUUUGUUCGCCGACUUAGAUGCAGUAGUCUCGCGGGUUCAGGCUCUAGAUGCUGACUCUGGAAUAUUGAAUGGGGGUCUGGAGUACAAAAUCUCGCCCCAAGAGAAAAGUUUACCCACUUCUGGACUUCUUCAAGAUCAACUAACCAAUUCCCUCUAUGGAGCGCAUUUAUUCUCGCUAAAUCCUCACACUGGAAAGUUAAGUGUUAAACAACAGCUUCCUAAUCAGACUGAGAUCCCCUAUCGUCUGGAUUUGAUCGCCACUGAUAAAGGAAAACCCGCAUUGGAAGCCACAGCUCACCUCUUGAUAUCGUUGGUUGAUAAGCCCUUUAUUGAAAUGCAGGAUGUUCAAAUGAACCCCAUUGUGAGUACAAAUAAUCUUCAAAACGAUGGUGUUGAAUCAAAUCCUGCUCCCAUUGGAGCACCCGGUUUUGAAAACAUUGAGUACACUACCACGCCAAUGAACAUGGAAAAUUUGAUUCAUAUCAUAGGCAUUUCGGCUGGUGCCAUAGCACUUCUCUUUUUCAUCGCAAUCAUUUCAUUUGUCCUGUGCAAGAGAAUGCAAGGUGGAAGUCGUUCAUUGUGUCAAAAACCUGCUGAUCCCAUUGAAUUAAAGCUUCAACCAAGACAGAGUUGGAAUUCAAAUCCCUCCUCCUCUGCUCAUGAUAUUCUUCUUGAGAAGCCCUUGUCGGAUGGCGCACAAAAUAACCACCCAAGCAUAAAUUCUAUCCCUGUCUCAAUGAUCGAAAGUCCUAGCUGCUCAAUCGCUAUUACCAGUGGUACCCACUCGGCCCUCAAGGAAAUGAGUGGUGGGCAAAAUGUUCCAGUUAUUGUCAGUUUGGCUGUUCUUCCAGCUCCUACACCUUCAGCUAAUGUCCAAUUCCCCCCUUCUACUGAAUACGUGGUCAUUUCAGAUGGAAUGCCUGUCGAGUCGCCCAAAAGCGACUGGGAAGCUGUCAAUGAAAGUAGACUCGUGAUUGCUGAAAGGUAG